This is a messenger RNA of Branchiostoma belcheri (Belcher's lancelet), 1996 nucleotides long. RefSeq lists its product as uncharacterized. The coding region runs from base 229 to 1650 and encodes 473 amino acids. The transcript has 12 exons. NCBI's taxonomy places the organism in Eukaryota, Metazoa, Chordata, Leptocardii, Amphioxiformes, Branchiostomatidae. The record is from RefSeq and is a predicted model, not a curated record.
UCUUCUCAGAAAUCGACACACCCAUGUCUGUCGUUUUGUCGCGCCCAGCUAUCUGUCAGUUAUGCAAAUGUCUCUAAUGGUGUAAGCCACCUCGUGGUCUAGCCAGGAUUUGACUAAGCUCUCAGACGCACUCUUUCACACGGGCAUACUUCGGGGAAGGAACUGUAAGUCAAGCCUAGGAACUACAAGCACUGUGUUUAAAACAAGGUACCUGUCUACUGAAUCAACAUGCCAGCAGUCAACUACAACAACAACAUCCGCACCUCGCAGCGCCCUGGAAUUUCUCUGAAGGAAUCUCAGGACUUCUACAAGACCUGGGCUGAAACUUACGACCAGGACACGACAGAUUCAAACUACAACGGUCCCCGUGCCACAGCCAAUCGUAUGCUGGCGCUGUUUGAAGGCAAGACUGAUGCACGGAUCCUGGACGUGGCCGCGGGGACAGGCAUGUCAGGAGAAGCGCUUCAGAAGGUGGGGUUCCGGUCCAUGGACGCCCUGGAGCCCAGUGAAGACAUGCUCGUCCUGGCGAAAGAGAAAAACAUCUACGGUCGUCUGAUCCAAGACUUCCUGGGUACAAAUCGUCUGGACAUUGUGGACGGAGAAUAUGAUGCCACAGUGAUGGUUGGUGGGAUGGUCGAGGGCCAUGUGGGGUGCGACUGUCUGGAAGAACUCAUCAGGGUGACGAAACCAGGAGGAUUUGUGGUGAUCACCAUGAGGGAAGUCAACCUGCGCAAGGUGCCCGAGUACACUAAACUGGAGCCCCGCAUGGCGGCGCUGCAGAAUGAAGGAUGCUGGGAACGGGUGUCACGUGACGUCUUCCCCAACUACUGCGAGGGAGAAGAUGGCGUCAUCUUUGUGUACCGUGUGUCAACGCUCAACGUUAGAGCGGGCCGGCUACGCUUAACGGUGUAUAAUAAGAUAGCUCGCCAGACUGCACAAGAAAAGGCUGCACCACACAGAAAAAGGCAAAUAUCAAAGACAAAGGUAACUAUCUGCAUAAUCAGCAUGCCUGUCGUCAAUUACCAUGGCAACAUCCGUGACGUGCAGCGUCCUGGGAUUUCUCUCACAGAAUCACAGGACUUCUACAAGACCUGGGCCGCUAAUUAUGACAAGGACACGACAGAUUCAAACUACAACGGUCCCCGUGCCACAGCCAAACGUAUGCUGGCGCUGUUUGAAGGCAAGACUGAUGCACGGAUCCUGGACGUGGCCGCAGGGACAGGCAUGUCGGGAGAAGCGCUUCAGAAGGUCGGGUUCCGGUCCAUGGACGCCCUGGAGCCCAGUGAAGACAUGCUCGUCCUGGCGAAAGAGAAAAACAUCUACGGUCGUCUGAUCCAAGACUUCCUGGGUACCAAUCGUCUGGACAUUGCGGACGGAGAAUAUGACGCUACAGUGAUGGUUGGUGGGAUGGUCGAGGGCCAUGUGGGGUGCGACUGUCUGGAAGAGCUCAUCAGGGUGACGAAACCAGGAGGAUUUGUGGUAAUCUGUAUGCGGGAGGUGAACUUGCGAAAAGUGCAGGAGUACCAUAAACUUGAACCCCGCAUGGCGGCGCUGCAGAAUGAAGGAUGCUGGGAGCAGGUGUCACGUGACGUCUUCCCCAACUACUGCGAGGGGGAAGAUGGCGUCAUCUUCGUGCACCGUGUGUGUUAAUCAGUGAAAAAGAUGGAAAUAUUUGAUAAGUAUUGCCAAUAGUAGAUUUGAUAAACAGGGACAGUGAUAUUGUGAAUACUCAAAUUAGUUAUCCAAAGUUAAGUUACGUUAAGUUAAGUUAAGUUAUAAAACUGGGACCAUGUAAAGUGAAUAACUCUACAUGUACAUACAAUAUGUACCCUCCACAGAUAACUACUUUUCAUGUCUUCGAUUUGAUAUACAUGUAACGUUACUAGUAUUAUCGUGGCUUGAAUACCUCAAUGUGUGUAGGACAUAUCUUGUAUGUACUGUAAGAAAGUGAUGAAAGGGAGACAUGUAUUUGUGUAUGUACCAAAAGCAUUCCAUC